AUGAGGUUCAGCGGUAUUGCUGCGCUGCUCUUUAGCUCAUUCGUUUAUGCACAAACGGAUUAUCCCGAACUUCCAGUGGAUUACCUUCUCACUACUAGCCCAAUUACUCCCCUACCGCUAGGCUUCCCAUGGGGAGCGAAAACUGCGAGCAAUACAAACCCAUAUAGUAAUGUGAUUCGAGCCUAUGACUUCACCAUCCAGAGAGAGAGAAAAGCUCCCGACGGCUAUCUCAAAAACGUUCUCCUGAUAAAUGGACAAUUUCCAGGUCCUUUGAUCGAGGCAAAUUGGGGAGACACCAUUCAGGUUACAGUUCAUAAUCAGAUCACCGCACCCGACGAGGGCGUGGCACUUCAUUGGCAUGGCAUUCUGCAGAAACUGUCCCAAUGGAUGGAUGGUGUUCCUGGGGUUCAGCAGUGCCCCAUCCCUCCCGGAGGGAGCUUCACCUACUCUUUUAUCGCCGACCUAUAUGGAACAAGUUGGUAUCAUUCCCAUUACUCUGCCCAGUACGCUGGAGGGCUCAUCGGCCCAAUGAUCAUCCACGGCCCAACGAAUGUCCCGUAUGACAUCGAUAUAGGUCCAAUCAUGUUGACAGAUUAUUUCCACCGAGAUUACCUUUCUAUUGUUGCAGAUGUCGUAGGAACAGACGGGUCCAAAGUUGCUCCUCUAUCCGACAACAAUCUGAUCCAGGGAAGAAAUAAUUUCAACUGCUCUAAUGUCGCUGCUGGUGAUACAACGCCGUGCAGCAACAAUGCGGGCAUCACCAACUUCAGGUUUACUCCCGGGAAAGUACAUCGUUUACGCUUGAUAAACGCUGGUGCAGAGGGAAUGCAGAAAUUUAGUAUCGAUGGUCACAAUCUGACCGUCAUUGCCAAUGACUUCGUCCCAAUAGUUCCAUAUACUACUCAAGUCGUCACACUGGGAAUUGGCCAACGCACCGAUGUCUUGGUUACAGGCAUUCCGGGGGCAACUGGAUCAUACGCAAUGCGUUCAUCGAUCGCCGGGGGGGGCUGUUCACUCACCAGCCAGCCAGAUGCAGUCGCCAUUGUCUACUACAACCAUGCCGCAGUAGCACUAGGUACACCCAAUACUACUGCUUGGCCAGCAUGGACGGCUUCAGUCACGGGCCAAUGUGCAAACGACCCGCUCACAGAAACCGUACCCUGGUUCCCCAUCACCCCAGAUCCAGCUCCACCCGUAACCCAGAACAUCGAUAUCGAAUUUGGCCAGAACGCGUCAGGAAACUUUCUCUGGACGAUGAACAAGAGCUCUUUCCGAGCAAACUACAACCAGCCAAUCCUCCUCCUUUCCAACCUUGGCAACAAUUCGUACCCCGAUAGUCCGCAAUGGAACGUCUACAAUUUUGGCUCCAACUCCAGCAUCCGGAUCCACAUUACGAACCCCGGGUUUGCCGCACAUCCUAUCCAUUUGCACGGCCACAACAUGUUCGUUGAGAAUGUCGGGACUGGCACUUGGGAUGGCACGGUCGUUAACCCUUCGAAUCCUCAGCGCAGAGAUGUGCAGAUCGUGCCCGCGGGCGGCUUCCUUGUAUUACAGAUUACGGCCGAUAAUCCUGGUGCGUGGCCACUGCAUUGCCAUAUUGCAUGGCAUGUUUCUGGAGGUCUAUACGUCACUGUGUUGGAAAGGCCUGAUGAUAUUGCCAAGUUGCAGAUCCCAAGCAUCAUGGCGCAGACGUGCAGAGAUUGGGCAACUUUCACGGGUAAAGAGGUUGUGGAUCAGAUUGAUUCUGGGUUGUGAGCAUGGCUAUUGGGGGAGCAUGGUAUUUUGGGCUUGGGAGUAAGUAAUUCGAGGGUCUCUCAAUUGAACAUGGCAAUAUGCGAAACUUCCUUUCCAG
Messenger RNA from Hyaloscypha bicolor E, 1852 nucleotides. RefSeq names its product multicopper oxidase. Gene Ontology annotation, molecular function: copper ion binding; oxidoreductase activity. Lineage: Eukaryota; Fungi; Ascomycota; Leotiomycetes; Helotiales; Hyaloscyphaceae. The transcript is spliced from 11 exons. Bases 1 to 1755 code for a protein of 584 amino acids. The record is from RefSeq and is a predicted model, not a curated record.